AGCGGAGCCGCGGCCAGCUCUGGGGGGCGGGCGCUGGGGCGCAGCGCCGCGCAGCCCUAUCUGUCCGCGGAGCGCGCUGAGCUGGAAGCCGGACGCGGCCGCGGGAGGCUGGAGAUGGGGGCAGGUGCCGCCGGCUGCGCCAUGGACCGGCCGCGCCUACUGCUGCUGCUACUCCUGGGGGUGUCCCUCGGAGGGGCCAAGGAGUCCUGCCCCACGGGCCUGUACACCCAUAGUGGUGAGUGCUGCAAAGCCUGCAACCUGGGCGAGGGUGUGGCCCAGCCUUGUGGAGCCAACCAGACUGUGUGUGAGCCCUGCCUGGACAGCGUGACCUUCUCUGACGUGGUGAGUGCCACCGAGCCGUGCAAGCCGUGCACCGAGUGCGUGGGUCUGCAGAGCAUGUCGGCGCCUUGCGUGGAGGCCGACGACGCCGUAUGCCGCUGCGCCUACGGCUACUACCAGGACGAGACGACGGGCCGCUGCGAGGCGUGCCGCGUGUGCGAGGCGGGCUCAGGCCUCGUGUACUCGUGCCAGGACAAGCAGAACACCGUGUGCGAGGAGUGUCCCGACGGCACCUACUCCGACGAGGCCAACCACGUGGACCCGUGCCUGCCCUGCACGGUGUGCGAGGACACGGAGCGCCAGCUGCGCGAGUGCUCGCGCUGGGCCGACGCCGAGUGCGAGGAGAUCCCUGGCCGUUGGAUCACACGGUCCACACCCCCGGAAGGCUCAGACAGCACAAUCCCCAGCACUCAGGAGCCAGAGGCACCUCCAGAGCAAGACCUCAUAGCCAGCACGGUGGCCAAUGUGGUGACCACAGUGAUGGGCAGCUCUCAGCCUGUGGUGACGCGAGGCACCACAGACAACCUCAUCCCUGUCUAUUGCUCCAUCCUGGCCGCUGUGGUGGUGGGGCUGGUGGCCUACAUUGCCUUCAAGAGGUGGAACAGCUGCAAGCAGAACAAGCAAGGAGCCAACAGCCGGCCUGUGAACCAGACGCCCCCUCCGGAGGGAGAAAAGCUCCACAGUGACAGCGGCAUCUCCGUGGACAGCCAGAGCCUGCAUGACCAGCAGCCUCACACGCAGACGGCCGCCGGCCAGGCCCUCAAGGGUGAUGGAGGCCUCUACAGCAGCCUGCCCCCGGCCAAGCGAGAGGAGGUGGAGAAGCUUCUCAAUGGCUCUGCGGGGGACACCUGGAGGCAUCUGGCAGGCGAGCUGGGCUACCAGCCUGAGCACAUAGACUCCUUCACCCACGAGGCCUGCCCAGUCCGUGCCCUGCUCGCCAGCUGGGCUGCCCAGGACAGUGCCACCCUCGACACCCUCCUGGCUGCGCUGCGCCGUAUCCAGAGAGCUGACAUUGUCGAGAGCCUGUGCAGCGAGUCCACAGCCACGUCCCCGGUGUGAGCCCGCCGGGAGCCCCUGCCCCACCCCCACAUUCCAAUGACUGACGCUCCAGCCAACCCCCAUGGGCCACGUCAGAGCUGAGCUCCUCUGGGCAGGACCUCAGUGCCCAGGCCCCAGAACCACAGCCCUGCCACCGCUCCCUGUGGCUCUUCGCUUCUGGCCACACUCCCUCCAGCGCCAGAAGUGCCCCUGCUGCCUCUCCCACCGCCCUCACCCCCUCACAUCUCAGGCCUCUGCUCCUUCUCCUCACAUUUCUAGGUGGGCCGGCCCCUCCCACCUUAGCAGGUGUCAUAGCUGGGGGCUGACACCAGGGCUGUGUUAGGGGCCGUACCAAGGCCCCAGAGCCUCAGAGGGAGAGACUGAAGACCCAGAGCCAGGGACUCUACACUGUGAACUUGGGGAGCGAGGGCUCAUCAGAGUGGCCUAAACCCUCCCUCAGCCCCCCUCACCUUUCCCCUUUGGCCUAAGAUGAAGAGGAUCAGAGGCUUGAGUGACUGGAAGAGGGUUUUGAAAUCUAGUGCACCCCUCCCCCAUUUUACAUAUAGGACAGUGAGGCCCAGAGAGAGGCAGUGACUUGCCCAAAGCUGCCCAGCAAUGGGAGGCCAAAUGUGGGCCGCUCCCCUCCUCUCUGAAUGAUGGACAAAGGCCUCAGGUUUGCUUGAGGGCUGGGAGAUCAGGCCAGGCGACCCUCUGGAAAAUACCUCCAAGCCAAACCCAGCCUGCCUGCCGCGUCUCCAGGCCCGCCCUACCCCUGUGGAGACGAGAUGCUUCACCCACGCCCGGUCGACCCAUCCAUCGUGACUCAAGUCAGGUUUGGGGGUUGUGGAAAGGGGUGCUACUUCCCUCUGUCUGCCCCCCUCAGGCAUGUCAGUGUGGCAUCCACGGGGUGGCCCAGUCUGUUGUGGCCUCCACUCAGGCACAGACCCGCAGCCAAUACAAGCAGCACCUCUUCCUACAGUCCUGGGGGUGGGGGACGAAGGAUCCCCCAACCUGCCGCAUGUAGUAGACAGACACAGAGGAUGAGAAAUCCUGCUUUCUCCACGAGUUCCUUCUCAGGCUGGGACCGGAUCCUGCUCCGUGCAGCUGCCAGAGAAGCAUCCAAGGGAAUGGAGCCCUGCUCCGGUCUCCCUCGCCCGCCCCCGCGUUUGGCGGGCCAAGGACGGCUGAGCUGGCGUCUGCCUUCUAAGGGCCUGCACGUGGAGGAAUCUCCCCACCCCUGCUUCCCUGCAGCCCAGGUUUGGCUGGCCCCGAAGGUUCCCAUGCAGAAGAGUGGACCCUGCGGGAAGGUGGCGAGAAGGAACUGCGUGAUGGCAACCCUGCAGGCAGCCCUACAGGGUCUCUCUCGAGCCCUCUCUUGAGCUUCGAGGACCCUACAAAGGACUGUUUUUCCCCUCGCUUGGUGCCAGGGGGGACCCUGAGGUCUCAGGAGGUCCCUCCCUGGCUGUUCUGUAUUGCUUGAUGUUGGAAUGAGUGUGGUCCCCCCUUUAUUUAGCAUGAUUGAGCCCCGGCAGGGUAUGCACGGACUGUUACCCCCUCCUCUGCCCAGGGUUCUCCCCACCCUGUCUAAGGGGCUACAUUGUACGUAGAUGGCAUUUCUGUGACCUCGACCUGUGAUGGGAGGAGGAAACUCACCUGCUGGCCCCUCACCUGCGCUCCUGGGGAGUGGGACAGGGUCUGAGUGUAUUUAUUCUCCUCCCCACAGUUGGGGGAGGGGGUUGGGGGUUUGCAAGUAUGGCUUAGCAUGUGUUUGGUUCUGGGGCCCCUCCUGCCUCCUUUUGGGCUGAGAUGGAACCCUUUUGGCUCCCAGCUGGGGGCUGGGAGCCCCAGACUCCCUGUUAACCUCCCUGUCACCUGCCCCUUGCAUUCUGUGUAAUCAUUUCUAGGGCCCUCCCAAACCUACACAUAAAACAUAAAUGAAGAACAUUAAAUAGCAAAGAAAGCAAAGUGGUGUAAAGGAAUUUUCUGCAAAU
Messenger RNA from Talpa occidentalis (Iberian mole), 3368 nucleotides. It is a transcript of the gene NGFR, whose product is annotated as nerve growth factor receptor. The coding region runs from base 115 to 1398 and encodes 427 amino acids. Gene Ontology annotation, biological process: Rho protein signal transduction. The transcript is spliced from 6 exons. Lineage: Eukaryota; Metazoa; Chordata; Mammalia; Eulipotyphla; Talpidae. Gene Ontology annotation, cellular component: plasma membrane; cell surface. Gene Ontology annotation, molecular function: coreceptor activity; death receptor activity; nerve growth factor binding. The record is from RefSeq and is a predicted model, not a curated record.